This is a messenger RNA of Oncorhynchus tshawytscha (Chinook salmon), 2448 nucleotides long. RefSeq names its product proline dehydrogenase 1, mitochondrial. Bases 104 to 1987 code for a protein of 627 amino acids. Gene Ontology annotation, molecular function: FAD binding; proline dehydrogenase activity. The transcript is spliced from 14 exons. Gene Ontology annotation, cellular component: mitochondrion. Lineage: Eukaryota; Metazoa; Chordata; Actinopteri; Salmoniformes; Salmonidae. The record is from RefSeq and is a predicted model, not a curated record.
AUGCGCACCAACUGUCAGUCGAACCACGAACUAGAACUGCUAUAGCCACGCGCCCUCUAACGCAAGAUUUUUAUUUUUUUACGACUUUAAAUACAGCUAACUAAUGUCGUACACUAAAGUAAUACCAGGCCUAGUCAGGGCAAAUUCUGACAACAUCAAGAGAAUAUGCUUGUCUCAGGGGAGAUUUCGGUCCACGGUCGCAUCCAAGCAACGUAAGGAGGUUGAAGGAGGGAAAGAAGAGCAGCAACUUGUUGAGUGCACCGUGGUGAAAGCUGUUCAAGCAGACCUCAUCAGCCAAACAAAAAAUAACACCGAUGCUCAAACACGGAAGAUCGCAAUCGACUUUGAUAAUACACACGAAGCGUAUAAAAGUAAAGAUAACAUUGAGCUGCUUAGAAGUCUGUUGGUCUUCAAGCUUUGCACAUUCGACUUGCUCGUUGACAAGAACAAGGAGUUGAUGGACCUCAGCAAGAAAGUGUUUGGCAAGCGGCUGUUUGAGAGGCUGAUGAAGAUGACGUUCUACGGGCAGUUUGUAGCUGGGGAGGACCAUAACUCCAUCAAGCCUCUGAUCCAUAAGAACCAGGCCUUUGGCGUGGGGUCAGUCCUGGAUUACAGUGUGGAGGAGGACCUGACGCAAGAGGAGGCAGAGAAGAAGGAGAUGGACUCCUGUGUGUCUGAAGCUGAGAAAGAAAGUCCAGGCGUUGACCACCGUGAGAAGAAGUACAAGGCCCACCGUCAGUUUGGGGACCGUCGUGGGGGCGUGGUCAGUGCCAGGACCUACUUCUAUGCUGACGAGGCCAAGUGUGACGCCCAGAUGGAGACCUUCCUGAACUGCAUCAAAGCGUCAGGGGGGGCCUCUGUAGAUGGAUUUUCUGCCGUUAAGAUGACUGCCCUGGGCCGCCCACAGUUUCUGCUCCAGUUCUCAGAGGUGCUGGUGAAAUGGAGGAGGUUCUUCAACCUCCUAGCAGCACAGCAGGGGAAGUCUGGCAUGGAUGCACUGGAGCAGAAACUGGAACUGGAACAGCUGAAGGAGAGUUUGACUAAGCUGGGUGUUGGAAAUAAAGACGACAUUGAGAACUGGUUUACUGGAGAGAAACUGGGCUCAUCAGGAACAAUAGACCUCCUGGACUGGAAUAGCUUGAUCAACGACAGAACAAAGAUCUCAAACUUGCUCGUCAUUCCCAACGUUGAGAAUGGUCAGCUGGAGCCUCUGUUGAGGAAGUUCACUGUUGAAGAGGAGAAACAGAUGAAGAGGAUGCUGCAGAGAGUGGAUGUUCUGGCCAAGCAUGCAGUAGACAAUGGGGUGAGGCUGAUGGUGGACGCUGAGCAGACAUACUUUCAGCCGGCCAUCAGCAGACUGACCCUGGAGAUGCAGAGGAUCUUCAACAGAGAGAAGCCCAUCAUCUUUAACACCUACCAGUGCUAUCUCAAGGAAGCGUAUGACAAUGUGUCUGUGGACGUGGAGCUGUCCCGGCGUGAGGGCUGGUACUUUGGGGCCAAGCUGGUUCGCGGCGCCUACAUGUACCAGGAGAGGAGCAGAGCGGAGGAAAUCGGUUAUGAGGACCCCAUCAACCCAGAUUACGAGGCCACCAAUAGAAUGUACCACAAGUGUUUAGAGUUUGUGUUGGAGGAGAUCGACCACAACAGAAAGGCUAACGUCAUGGUGGCGUCACACAACGAGGACACUGUCAAAUUCACCCUGGGAAAGAUGAACGAGAUGGGUCUGUCCCCCACUGAGAAAAAGGUCUAUUUUGGACAGCUGCUCGGCAUGUGUGACCAGAUAAGCUUCCCUCUAGGCCAGGCUGGAUUCCCAGUGUACAAGUACGUCCCCUACGGCCCAGUCAACGAGGUCAUCCCCUACCUGUCACGCCGUGCCCUGGAGAACAGGGGCUUCAUGAAGGGUUCCCAGAGGGAGCGCAGCCUGCUGUGGAAGGAGCUCAAACGCAGGCUGCUCAACGGACAGAUCCUCUACAAGCCUGUGUACUGACUGAGCUGACUGACUGGCACACCAGCACUCUGCCCCUUUUUAAAACAUUCCAGUGUCUUAACUGAACCUGCCCUGGUCACAAUGGAGGAACCUGAACUGCCACUUAAUUGGAAUUUUCACAUAGUCAUGCACUGAUGUCAAUGGGAGACUAAAGUGAAAAUUUGACUUCCAGUAAGUGGAAGUUAGGGUUUACCCCUGUGGCUUUAGAAUGUACUGUAGGUAGGUGUGUCUAGUACUGAGAUAUGAUCCUAAUGCCAAGUGACCCUCUACCUUCCUUUUGCUCUAUUUAUUGCUGUUGAAAGUGUCCUUAUUAUAUACCAUGAUCCUUAUCCACUGCUUUUGUCAUGGUUUAGUGGCUUACAGUGGCUAUCAAAAGUAUUCACCCCCUUGGCAUUUUUCCUAUUUUGUUGCCUUAUAACCUGGAAUUAAAAUAGAUUUUUUUUUUUUUUGGGGGGGGGUUG